GUAACGCAAUCCCAAUACCCCAAUUGAGACCGCCCUUCUCCUACAGUUGCUCGGAUUUCCCUUCCAAGAAAUCCAAAGCCAGUCUCUAUUUCGUUCUGGGUUUGGGUUGUUUCUCCCUCCUGACCAACGACGCUAUUUCUCCCAGUAAGAGCCACAAGAGCUCCGGCCUCGUUGCCGUUGCUCCAGUAACGAUAGCAGAAACAGCAGUUCCUCUUUGGAAUGAGAUUGAAACCGCCGUUUCUCUGAGAUUGAACAAGUUCCAACCUGAAGAUGUAAUUGACAAGGAAGACUUUCUAGAUGCUGGAAAGUUGAAAAUGGCUAUUGCAGAAGCUACAUCAAAAGACACUGUUGCUGGAAUCAUGUCUCACUUGAAGAAUGCAAUUGAAGAAGAGCAACCUUGAUGCUUUAAGGUUGUCUAGGUACACAUGAGGCAGACUGGAAAGUGUCCAUCAUUGGUCUCUAAACCGUUGUCGCUAUAUAUGUUGGUAGGAUGGUGGGUGCGCUACUCAGAUAAUCCCUUCGGUAGAUUAGUGCAGAUAACUCCUGGAGUGGGCAGAUUUGUUGGCAGGAGUUACAGUCCAAGAUAAGGCAGUUGGUAUAUGCAGCUCUGGGAACUCCAUUAUUUGAAAUUUUUGUGGUCAAAGACACUGAUGAGACAUAUAUCAUGCAGGUUUCCAGAAACAUGUGUGAAAUUGUCAAGGUUGCUGCUAGUCCAGCGCAGCAGAUUAUCUGAGUAUACAACUUUUAGUCGGACCACCACUUCCAGAGGAGAUUUAGAUCCUUUUUCUGGCCUGUAUGUUGGCAUAUUUGGUCCUUAAUUAUGGCACUGAGGUGGUACAAUUGCGGCGUAAGUGUGGUGACUGGAAUGCUGGGGAUGUUUCGCACUAAAAUUAGGAGAGGAAAUUGCUUGGCCAGCCGUGCUGUACCCAAAUGAAUUAGGAGUGGUAUAUCCUGGUGAGAUCUAUAGGCGGUGUUGUUGAAAGUAUUGUCUUUGUGGGCAAAAAGCAAAGUCCAUUAUUUUUUCUUAAAGGCUUCCUGUGAUUGCUCUUCUAGAGCGAGAGUACUUUUUCACUAUUCUCGUGGCCGCUGACACAAUUAUUGGAAGGUAGUCCUAAGAAAACUAUUCCACAGAUCUGUUUUUGUACAAGUAGAUCAAUGAUUUGUCCAAAAACCCUACUUUUUUUUUCAUUGUCUGUUGGUGAAGUUUCAUAAUUUUCUUACUUUCAUAGGAUACUGCAAUUCAUAUGAGGAUGUGUAACUAUAUAGUCUCAUCUCUAGAAAAUUAAAAAAUAAAUAAGCAUAAUAAUUGUUUGUAGUACUAAGGAUCAUGAUUCUCUAAAAUUCUAGAAGCCUUUUAAAUUAAGCAAAUCUUAAGUAGUACUUCCUACUAAAAUGAUUAACCAUCAUCAUUUUUUAAUUAAUAAAGUAAUUUUUAAUAUAUUGGUUUAUUUUUUUAUUUUUUAAAAAUAUUUAAAUAUAUUAAAAAAUCAAAAAUUAAAAAAUAUAUAUAAUUAUGCUAAGCGGCACACCAGCUUUCAUUGCUAGUCGGCAGCUCUGAGAAUAUAAUUUUAAAUUUCUUAUAAAUAAAAUAUUACUCGAAACUUUUACGAGCACAACAUUUAAAUAUCGUAAGAAAAAAUCUAUUUAUGACUAUGUGGCGGCACUCCAUUGGUUCACUUGGUUAUAAGUUUUGCAUCUUUAAUUGACACGUGGACUGAGGUCCACACGGAAAACGGAAAAAUGGUCCCUAGGCAGUGCAUAAAAGUUUGUUACAUCUUCUUUUUCCGAGUCCCCAAACUGAGUUUCUUUCUGUGCGCUUGAAAACCCGGGAAAGCGAAAGAAAAUAAAAAUGGAAGCUUAUAGCCAGAGCCCGCAGCAGCAAUACAAAGCAGCCAUGAAGAAGUCAUCUUCUAGGAACUCCGAUUCAUCUUCGAGGAACAUGGAAUCGCCCCACUCGCCACUCCGCUUCCACUCACCACAACUAUCCGAGCUUGGUGACCUGCCGGAGACCCCUCCCUACGUGUCACCGGAGAACUUCCCGGAUAAACCGCCGGACAAAUCCAAGGCGAUGGUUUCCUUGGACAGGUUGACGCAGUACUCGCCGCAACCGUCGCCCUUGGGCCGCCAGAAACAGCCGGAGAACGAGGGAAAAUACAGAAGUGCGCAGGCGGCGGAUUCUCCGUCUCCAGUGAUGGUGUUCAACCGAGCGAUGAGGGAGGAACCAACUCUGUCGGUGUCGAAGGUCGGACCGGGCGGUGGGGGGCAUGAUAGGAGAUUGGGGACGGUAGCUUCGAUACCCACGUCAAAGAGGGACGAGAUAGAGAAUAGGGCUGCGCUAGUGUUUCGGGUGAGCGAGAUUGUGCUCUGCUUGAUUUCCUUUUCAGUUAUGGCCGCCGAUAAAACCCAGGGUUGGAGUGGCGACUCCUUUGACCGCUACAAGGAAUACAGGUAUUGCUUAUCUGUGAAUGUCAUUGCAUUUGUAUAUUCCGGGUUUCAAGCAUCUGAUUUAACCUACCAUAUGUUCACUGGGAAACAUGCAAUCCGCCACCACUUACGCCGCCACUUUGAUUUCUUCAUGGAUCAGAUACUGGCAUAUCUUCUCAUAUCAUCAUCCUCGUCGGCAGCCACCCGGGUUGAUGAUUGGCAAUCAAACUGGGGUAAAGACAAAUUCACAGAGAUGGCUAGCGCGUCUGUCGGGAUGGCCUUCCUGGCUUUUGUUGCCUUUGCCUUUAGUUCCCUCAUAUCUGGUUACAGCCUUUGCACCCGUCAAUUUACAUGAUCUUGGAACCAUUCUCAUGUUUCUUAAUUUCAUCUCUAUGUUGUGGAUGAUUGAAGAGUACAUUUUCAUGUUGUACAGAGAGAUAGAUUCAAUAAAAAUAAAUAAAUUCUUAGUCGGAUAAA
Messenger RNA from Carya illinoinensis, 2901 nucleotides. Its product is annotated as CASP-like protein 4A3. The transcript is spliced from 12 exons. Bases 1850 to 2779 code for a protein of 309 amino acids. The record is from RefSeq and is a predicted model, not a curated record. Lineage: Eukaryota; Viridiplantae; Streptophyta; Magnoliopsida; Fagales; Juglandaceae.